AUGCUCCUGUGACUCUCCUUCCAGAGGAGGCCUGCUGGUCUCCCGGACCUCCUCCUCUCCAGAAUCCCGAUGUUCAGACGGAGAAAGCCCACCGGGGAUUUUACACAGAAACUCACCUGCGAGUUAGGAAGUAGAGGUGAGCUGUUGCCAUGGUGACAGAGCUGCGUGCUCGGAUCCGCACCUGUUUCCGCAUUCCGUCAUCGAUGUGCACGCGCGUGGAGGGGGCGGGAGGCAGCGGGCCGUGAAUGUGGUCGGAGCGUUGGACUGUGGAGGCGAAGAACAACUGUCGGUGCAGUCAGGCGGUCCGGUGGAACAGUCCGGUGGGUCCACAGCGGAGGAAGGAUCGGCAGCUUCCACGCGGUCAUGUAACUUCUCUAGGAGCAUGCUCAGGCAGUGUUGUGCUGGCUUCAAGUGGCAGGAGGUGUGAGGUGUGACAAAGGAUCAUGGGAGAUGGAGGACCUCAACAGACUGAGGGAAAUGCCCUCCUCAAAGCAGUUUUCCAGGGAAAGCUGAGACUGACCCGCCUGCUGCUGGAGGGCGGAGCUUACAUCAAUGAGGGUAAUGAGCGUGGAGAGACUCCCAUCUGUGCGGCCUGCUUGGCUGAGUAUGACGAUCCACAGACAAGGCAGAAAAUAGUCCGGUACCUGCUGGAGAAAGGAGCUGACCCCAACAUCCCUGAUAAGACCGGACGUACGGCUUUAAUGCAUGCCUGCGACAAGCAGGCGGGAAAGGAGGUGGUUUCUCUGCUGCUGGAGAAUGGAGCUGAUCCCAGCCUCAAGGACUACUCUGGCGCCUCAGCUCUUGUGCACGCCAUCAACAGAGAAGACCGUGACACACUGCAGGUGCUGCUAGAUGCCUGCAAAGCUAAAGGGAAAGAGGUGAUCAUCAUCACAACUGACACGUCUCCAUUAGGUACCAAGAAGACAAAACAGUAUCUCAACUCACCCCCCUCCCCAGGCAUUAUUGACAAGCUGUCUCCAGCCUGCAUGUCUCCUUCUGAAGUGGAGAUUUCCACCUCCUCACCUGCAGGACACCAAAGUGAAGGCAAGAACCAGAUCUUCAGUUUUGCACUAACUCCUGCAUUACCUUUACCUUCAACCCGGCCCCCAGGGGACAAAAGGCUGCCACCUCGUAAACUGCUGAAGAGACUUAACUCUGAGCCCUGGGGUUUGGUGGCCCCUUCGGUGCUGAGCAGCCUUUUUCAGGAACGAGUAGACUGUGGUCUGAAAGAGGAGAGCAGCCAUGAUGUCAGCACUGAGAUGAACGGUUUGAACAUCACAGAGCCAGUCAGACCUCUUCUGUCCAGACGGCACAGCAUUGAAACUCAUGACCCCUGCUCCCCUAAACCAAUUGACCGGUCUUGCUCUGAGGAUAGUGCUGCCUUAUCUGCAACCUCCUGGGCUGAAAAAGUCCAGCAGCAUCAAACCUUGUACCGCAGGAACACUGCUCCAGAGCCCCAGGACAAUGCUAUGGUGUCCCGGGCCCUGGCUCACCCAAAACUCACACGAAUGGAUCACUACGAGUCGGACACUCACCUCUCUCCAGAGUCCAUUCCAGGAUCACCGGACUCCGGACGGCUGUCUGUGGAGCGUAGGAGGUUAAACGCUUCCCCCCUGUCACUGGUUACAAGUUCAUCUAGGGAGUCCCUGGAAAACAUCCCUAACUCAGUGUCCCCCAUGAUCAUAAGGCGGCAUCCCCCAGGACUCUUGGAGCGCCGGGGAUCUGGAACCCUGUUGCUGGACCACAUGUCUCACACCAGGCAUGGUUUUCUGCCCCCACUUAACAUCAACCCACAGAGAACCAUUCCUGACAUCCGUGCAAAUGGAAAAGCAACGUCCCCAGUCCACUCAGGGCACAAGAUCUUGGUCCCAGUGGCACCAGCUUCACCAAAACGUGGUCCUGACUUCAAGAUGAAGAAAAAACUGAUGAGGAGACACUCGAUGCAGACGGAGCAGAUGAAACAGCUCUCCACCUUUCAAGAGAUUCUGGCGGAGAAGGUCUCCGAUUGUAACGGGGACUGAUGACCAAAGGAAGCGUUUUUGGUUUCUGCCAAGACUUUGUGUGAAAGAGUAUCGUUUCCUUUGGAUGACCAGUGGCUGCCAAAGAGCUCCUGGUCAAUGCAGAAGUUCAAACUAUAAUAAUAUGAAUGCACUUUUUACAGUUAACUGAAUUCUACUAAGUUCAUAUCAACAUGGCGUGGUGAAUUCCAACACAUGUUCUAUUGUCAUAUACAGAAACCCCUUUCAGGAGCUUGACAGGGAAUGUCCCCACAGUGCAGUAAGUGGUGAGACCAGUGCACUCAUGUGAAUGUGCUAACAUUAGUGCACUGGUCAACGUGUUAACAUGUUAAAAUGUGUUUUCAUUGAUCUUUUAAAAUGCCGUCUGAUUGAAAAUCUUGCAGAAAAGAAACAACUUUAUGUGAAUAAACUUUAUUAUCUUACAGAA
Messenger RNA from Oryzias latipes (Japanese medaka), 2445 nucleotides. RefSeq names its product ankyrin repeat domain 34A (gene ankrd34a). Gene Ontology annotation, molecular function: protein binding. Lineage: Eukaryota; Metazoa; Chordata; Actinopteri; Beloniformes; Adrianichthyidae. The record is from RefSeq and is a predicted model, not a curated record.